Orbicella faveolata is the source of this 1671-nucleotide messenger RNA. Its product is annotated as histone H3. The record is from RefSeq and is a predicted model, not a curated record. Gene Ontology annotation, cellular component: nucleosome. NCBI's taxonomy places the organism in Eukaryota, Metazoa, Cnidaria, Anthozoa, Scleractinia, Merulinidae. Gene Ontology annotation, molecular function: DNA binding; protein heterodimerization activity; structural constituent of chromatin.
UAAGUAAAGUAAACACCACAGACUAAGAUGCUAUUGCAACAUAUCUCAUAAGUGAACCAUCGGUGAGUGUUUGACCUAAAACAUGAAAACUUAUAUUUUCGGAUCGAAGUACGAAUACAAAUUUUGUAUGGUGUAUUUGCCAGCCAAUAGAAUCGUUCCCUUUUUCACCAAUCAGCGUUAAGCCCGCCAAUGUAUAAACAGUUUUAUAAGUGUCGAACACUUAAACGGAAAAUAUAGUUCUUGUUCUAUAUUCUCGUGAACUUCCCAAUGGCUCGUACAAAGCAAACUGCUCGUAAAUCAACUGGCGGAAAAGCUCCACGCAAACAGCUCGCCACAAAGGCAGCUCGUAAGAGCGCUCCUGCCACCGGUGGAGUCAAGAAGCCUCAUCGAUACAGGCCUGGCACAGUCGCUCUUCGUGAGAUCCGUCGUUACCAGAAAUCCACCGAGCUGCUGAUCCGCAAGCUGCCUUUCCAGCGUCUUGUGCGAGAAAUCGCUCAGGAUUUCAAGACCGAUCUGCGUUUCCAGAGCUCCGCAGUGAUGGCUCUUCAAGAAGCUAGCGAGGCUUACCUUGUUGGUCUGUUUGAAGACACCAACUUGUGCGCCAUCCACGCCAAGCGCGUCACCAUCAUGCCCAAGGACAUUCAGCUAGCCCGCCGAAUCCGUGGAGAGCGAGCAUAAAGUGGAUUACAUCCCUCACAAUACAAACGGCUCCUUUAGGAGCCACCAAAUCAGUAAAAGGCAAUGACCAACAUGAACCUGACAUAAAUCAUGAAAAGUUCGCUUUUGUUGAAGAACGAUAAAAGAUCAAAUCUUUCUAUGAUUGCUGGCAUAAGCACAUUUUAAAUCAUUUCCUUUCUGUGGAAAUGCUAUUGCCAUUUUCUCUUUCUUGCUCAGAUUCUCUGGCAAAAUUAUUUUCACUUUAAAAAAUGAACAGAAUUUAUAGAAAUCUUUUUAUCAAAAGACGGUUUGCUAAUCAGCGUUCGCCAUUUAGCACCAAAGUCAUUCGGGCGCGCGUCCCUUAAAUGAUUCUUUCUGCAACAUUGUAUCUUUGAAACCCUAUUAUUGAACGUACCUCUUUCAGUUGUAAAAAAAAAAAAUAAUAAGAAGUUUUAUGAUUGAUUCAUUUUGUACAUGAGUUUCCGCCCUUUUCUUAUUCUCUCAGCCGACUAGAUCUUCCAACAAAUUUUGGCGCCAUAAUUAGUGAUGGAAGAUCCGGUUUCAGUUGGAGUUGUUACAAGUUCCCAAAGUUUACAGAACUUUGGGAUGAAAAAUACUGUAUGCCAUUCCCUUCGUUCUAUCCGAGGCAUUUCUAAUCUUAAAUCAUAGUACACAACUCGUACAACUCUUCGCCUAGCGAUCAACAGCGUUAAGAAAUUUGGCGCUUGAUAUAUACAAAUAUACGUUUGCAACUUGCAACUGGGCACGAAAUCUCACAUCAUACCAAUGUUAUUGACCCAUGGCUAUUCACUCCUUGAAGUCGAGGGUUUGAAAGUCCUACUACUACAGUAUUUAAGUCAUUUAGGCUUAAGGAAAAAAAUUGCGCUUUAUUAUUCAGGAAAUGUUCGUUAGAUAAAUUUGCGCGAGUCAGUAUUGGUGCAUAUACUGUACAAAUGCAUGAAGAUAUAUACCCAUUCAGUGUUUCGUUCUCUUUACCAAAAUCGUAGCAUUGCA